Lepisosteus oculatus (spotted gar) is the source of this 3726-nucleotide messenger RNA. It is a transcript of the gene cnga3a, whose product is annotated as cyclic nucleotide gated channel subunit alpha 3a. The record is from RefSeq and is a predicted model, not a curated record. Gene Ontology annotation, biological process: monoatomic cation transmembrane transport. Gene Ontology annotation, molecular function: protein-containing complex binding; intracellularly cGMP-activated cation channel activity; cGMP binding. Lineage: Eukaryota; Metazoa; Chordata; Actinopteri; Semionotiformes; Lepisosteidae. Gene Ontology annotation, cellular component: plasma membrane; intracellular cyclic nucleotide activated cation channel complex.
AGAGAGAUCGCGUCGUCGUUCGUUGACAUCUCUGCCCGGAGCUGUCCGGCGUCCAAGGUGCUGACACAAACGAAUCGCCUUUCGCGUUUAACUGAAGUCUUCAAACUCUCGGAAGGAUUUCUUGAUGGCAGCACAACUAUGGAAUUAUUGCGUGUGAAGUUAAUGAAGAGAGGAAAAUAAUGAUCAAAUAGAACACGGGAUUAAAUGUGUUUCGCAUCAAUGGGAUUAUUCAAAAUCCAACAGAAGGAUUACUACAAGUGUCAUUUUCUACAGAUUUUCCUAAAUACGGCGUAUUACAUAUAUUGUACUACCAGCUGCCCGUCUGAGGCUGGAUGUCCCUGACAAGCAGAGUGUGAGUGAGGAUGGCAACAAUCAGUACUCAGCAAUCUUACCCCGCUGUGCAUCGGCUAUCUGUCAGGACAAACGAUGACGACCUUGAUAGGAUCGAGAAUGGAAACAGCAGGGCGCACUCACUGUGUGAGGACACCUCCUCUGAGCUGCAGAGAGCGGUCUCCAUGGAGACCAGAGGGCUGCCUGAGUCCCGCAGGAGCUCCUUCACAGGGACCGGCGCCAUGGCCAGGCUCUCUCGGUUCAUCUUUGCGUUAAGGAGCUGGGCUACCAGACGAUUACAUCAUGAAGACCAAAGACCAGACUCGUUUCUGGAACGAUUUAGAGGUCCAGAUCUAAAAGAGGCUUCUAGUCGAGAGAGCAAUGCCCAGUCAGCUACUGGAAACCCUGACCAUCCACACAGGGGGAAGAACCGCUGGCCGCUGGCAAACUUCAAUAUCAACAACUGCAACAACACAGAUGACAAAAAGGAGGACAAGAAGGAGGAGAAGAAAGAGGAAAAGAAGGAGGAGAAAAAAGAGGAAAAAAAGGAGGAAAAGAAAGAUGAGAAAAAAGAUGACAAAAAGAAAGAAGAGGAGAAGAAAAAAGAAGUAUUUAUUGUUGACCCAGCUACAGAUCUCUACUACAGAUGGCUUACUAUAAUUGCAACCCCAGUCAUGUACAACUGGUGCAUGCUUAUUUGCAGGGCCUGUUUUGAUGAACUGCAGACAAAGUAUAUUACUUUAUGGAUGGUUUUGGAUUACUCUUCAGAUGUCAUCUACUUCCUUGACACAUUUGUGAGAUUCAGGACAGGUUUCCUAGAGCAAGGAUUGCUCGUGAAGGACCCAAAGAAGUUACGAGAAAACUACAUGAAGACACCACAGUUCAAAUUUGAUCUACUCUCGAUGGUGCCAACGGACAUAGCUGUGAUUAAAGUGGGGAACAACUACCCAGAGCUGAGGUUCAAUCGCCUGUUCAAAUUUGCACGCCUUUUUGAAUUCUUUGAUCGCACUGAAACUAGAACCAAUUACCCCAAUAUUUUUCGAAUAAGUAACCUUGUCCUUUACAUUCUCAUCAUCAUCCACUGGAAUGCAUGCAUAUUUUUUGCUAUUUCCAAAACCAUAGGCUUCGGAAGCGAUACCUGGGUAUAUCCUAAUAUAAGUCACCCUGAGUAUGGGCGACUGGCAAGGAAGUACAUCUACAGCCUGUACUGGUCUACGUUAACACUCACCACUAUUGGAGAGACCCCACCACCAGUGAAGGAUGUGGAGUACCUGUUUGUUGUGUGCGACUUCCUAAUAGGGGUGCUGAUCUUUGCCACUAUCGUCGGUAAUGUGGGUGCCAUGAUUUCCAACAUGAAUGCCAACAGAGCAGAAUUCCAGGCUAAAAUUGACUCCAUCAAACAGUACAUGCAAUUCCGAAAAGUGUCAAAAGACCUGGAAGCCAGAGUGAUCAAGUGGUUCGACUACCUGUGGACGAACAAGAAAACGUGCGACGAAAAAGAAGUCCUGAAGAACCUGCCAGACAAACUGAAAGCUGAGAUCGCCAUCAACGUCCACCUGGACACACUGAAGAAAGUGCGCAUCUUCCAGGACUGCGAAGCCGGUCUCCUGAUCGAGCUGGUGCUCAAGCUGCAGCCGCAGGUGUUCAGCCCCGGAGACUACAUCUGCCGCAAGGGGGACAUUGGAAGGGAAAUGUACAUUAUCAAAGAGGGAAAGUUGGCUGUGGUGGCGGACGACGGAGUCACGCAGUUUGUCGUCUUGAGUGAUGGCAGCUACUUUGGGGAAAUCAGCAUCUUAAACAUUAAGGGAAGCAAGUCGGGCAACAGAAGAACUGCUAACAUUCGGAGCAUUGGCUAUUCUGACCUCUUCUGUCUCUCCAAGGACGACUUAAUGGAGGCCCUAACAGAAUACCCAGAGGCCAAAAAAGCUCUGGAGGAGAAGGGGAAAGCCAUUCUAAUGAAAGAUGGUUUGAUAGACGAGGAAGUCGCCAACCAAAGCGGGGACCCGAAAGACCUGGAAGAAAAGGUCGAGAACCUGGAAUCCUCUCUCGACCUCAUGCAGACCAAAUUUGCAAGACUCAUGGCAGAGUUCACCUCCAGCCAGGUCAAGCUAAAGCAGAGACUUACAAAAAUGGAGACCAAAAUGAAGUCGCUGGGGAGUGGAGAACUCUGUGAUGGUAAUGAAGCAGACAGUGAAGCGCCGAAAGAAGAGGAGAAAAAGGACAAAUAAAGGGUGUUAUGCUGUUUUUUUGCAUUUUCAAACAGAACUGUACUCUGAGCUAGGGUUACUGCUCUUUUUUGUAAAUACAGAACAAAUAAAAACAAUGUAGUUUAAUACUUUUCAAAGCUGAUUUUUUUAUUUAAAUUAUAUGCUAAAAAAUAAAACCAUGUUUCUUGCAUAGAGAUUAUCUAUAUGUACUCAAUUGUACAUAAGCCAUUUAUAUUGUCUACAGCCCAACAAAAACAACAGCUCAUUCUAAAAAGCAUAAUUCAAACAGAAUAGCUCUCAAACAGUGACCAAGGAUGUACUGUCUUUCAAAAUCAAUAUGUCUAUGCUUAUGGACAGCAUUUUCAAAAAAUACUAUGGCCAAUUCUGUGCAUACUGUAGUAAUAUUAUAAUUCUCAGCUUUAAUUUCUGUUAACUCUCUAUAUUACUGUUUCACUUAAAACAACUGUGUGGUAUAACGCAGUGUAUAACAGGACUGGGGGUUGUUUCCAGCAAGCUUAGAUUGUGUAAAGGCAGUAUUAUGCCUGCUGAAGAAAUUAUACCGACUGGAUUCUGCCAUCAUGUGCUUUGAUUAACAAAUGUGUAUCCAAUAUUUUCAUUUCAUCUUUAAUGCAAAUCUUUAAAAUUCAUGGAAGAUGUCCAACCAUAAGCUUCCUGUGCUUUUAACCUUAGUUUUGCACCUCAGGAUACUGCAGUGUAGCUCCUAUCAAAAAAGGAUUAUACUGCCAAAAGUAUAGUUUUGCAAUACUCCAAAAUUGUUUAUUGGCGGUUUUAUUGAUUAAGAUAUUUAUGAAAUAUAAGGAUGUAGAGGACUUUGUUCUAGAGUAAGUGCUGUAUGAAUGUUUUACAAGCAAAAAGCUGGACAUCUUGGUGCAAGGUUAAGGUGAAAAUAAAUAGUUGUCUUGAAAUUAAUCUUAUUAUUAAAAAGAGACUCAAGAAAUUGAAGUUAAAAUCUUGAAAUCUUGAGACACGAGAAUGGGGUGUAUGUAUACAGUAUGUAUCCAUAGACCACCAUACAGACAAAAUCAGCAUAUGACACUUCAUAACCUGGGUAGAUCAUUUUAAGAUUGACCUAAUAUGUACUAUUUUUGCAUUUAUAUAAAUGUGUGUAAUGUCAUUUUAUUCACGCAAGUUUUGCUAAAAACUUUUAGAUCCCAAUAAAAGUUUUUUU